CAUCAACUAAUUCACACAGGGGAAAAGCCAUUUACUUGUAGGGAGUGUGGCAAGAGCUUCCGUCAUGCUAGUUCACUUAGAGUACAUAAUCGGACUCACACAGGGGAGAAACCAUUUGAAUGUCUAAAGUGUGGAAAGUGGUUCAGCCGAAUGACACACCUCACUUUACAUCAGCGAACUCACAUGGGGGAGAAACCAUUUAAAUGUAUGGAGUGUGGAAAGACUUCCUCUGAUAGUCGAACGCAUGCACAACAUCAACGAACUCACACAGGGGAGAAACCACUUAAAUGUAUGGAGUGUGGAAAGAGGUUCAGUCUUGGCAGCUCACUUACUUCACAUCAGCGAACUCACACAGGGGAGAAACCAUUUAAAUGUAUGGAGUGUGGAAAGAGGUUCAGUCAAAAUUCACAUCUUACUACUCAUCAGCGAACUCACACAGGGGUAAAACCAUUUAAAUGUAUGGAGUGUGGAAAGAGUUUCCGUCAGAGUGCACACCUUUCUUUACAUAUAGAUACUCACACAGGGGUGAAACACUUUAAAUGCUUGGAGUGUGGAAAGAGCUUCAAUCGACGUGAUAAACUUCGUGAACAUCAGAGAACUCACACAGGGGAGAAACCAUUUAAAUGUAUGGAGUGUGGAAAGAGCUUCAGUCAAAAUUCACAUCUAUCUUUACAUAAACAUACGCACACAGGGGUGAAACCCUUUAAAUGCUUGGAGUGUGGAAAGAGCUACAGUCGACGUGAUAAACUUCGUAAACAUCAGAGAACUCACACGGGAGAAACCAUUUAAAUGUAUGGAAUGUGGAAAGAGUUUCCAUCAGAGUGCACAGCUUACUUUACAUAAAUAUACUCAUACGGGUGAAACACUUUAAAUGCUUGGAGUGUUCAAGGAGCUUCAGUUGGAAGAAUAAAAAAAUACUCGCACAGGAGAGAAACAAUUUACAUGUAUGGAGUGUGGAAAGAGCUUCAGUGAAAGUUGCACCCUUAAUAUUCAUCAUCGGACGCGCACAGGGGAGAAACCAUUUAAAUGUAUGGUGUAUGGAAAGAGUUUCCUUCAGGACACACCUUAUUUUGCAUAAACAUACUCACACAGGGGUGAAACACUUUGAAUGCUUGGAGUGUGGAAAGAGGUUCCGUCAACCUGA
Lacerta agilis (Sand lizard) is the source of this 1144-nucleotide messenger RNA. Its product is annotated as zinc finger protein 2 homolog. The annotation marks the transcript as partial. NCBI's taxonomy places the organism in Eukaryota, Metazoa, Chordata, Lepidosauria, Squamata, Lacertidae. Gene Ontology annotation, molecular function: DNA-binding transcription factor activity, RNA polymerase II-specific; RNA polymerase II transcription regulatory region sequence-specific DNA binding. The record is from RefSeq and is a predicted model, not a curated record. The transcript has a single exon. Gene Ontology annotation, biological process: regulation of transcription by RNA polymerase II. Gene Ontology annotation, cellular component: nucleus.